AUGCGUAGUCUUUGGGUUGUGACUUAUAAGCUUCUUGCUUGGGAGCAUAUCCGUUGUCUUGGGGUGUGGCUUUGUGCCGCCAUAGCCAUAAUCACUUGCAGAGGCAAGGAUCAGCAUGGAAGAGAAUCAAAAGAAGCUGAAGAAAAACCGGUAAGCCCAUAUUGGGCCCACAUUUCCUNUUAUGGUGUGAACUUCGCAUCCUCAGGAGCUGGUGCUUUAGCUGAAACUCAACGAGGAUAUGUAAUAGAUCUUAACACUCAGCUAAGUUAUUUCAAGCUGGUGGAGAAGCAGUUGAAGCAGAAACUAGGUGAUGCAGGAGCCAAAAGAUUGCUAUCCAAAGCUGUUUACAUAUUUAGCAUUGGGACCAAUGAUUACUUGGUCCCUUUGUUCACAAACUCAAGUGUGCUUCAAUCGGAUUACUCUAGAAAAAAAUAUAUAGGGAUGGUGAUCGGCAACCUGACAACUACAAUCAAAGAAAUAUAUGAGAUUGGAGGAAGGAAAUUUGGGUUCUUAAAUUUGGAUGAUUUGGGUUGUUUACCACUCAUAAGAGCAAUUGUACCGGGAAGCUCAGGAUCUUGCCUGGAGAGUGUUUCAGAGUUAGCAAAACUACAUAACAAAGCACUAUCUGAAGUCCUGCCGGAGCUAGAGAGCCAAUUACCAGGAUUCAAAUAUGCAAUUCAUGAUUUCUACAAUUCUUCUCUGGAAAUCAUCAACAACCCUUCAAGAUAUGGUUUGAAGGAGGCCAUAGUGGCAUGUUGUGGCAGUGGUCGAUACAGAGGAACAUACAGCUGUGGGGGGAUGACUGGAAUAAAAGAUUACGAGUUAUGUGAUAAUCCUGAGGAAUAUAUGUUCUUUGAUGCUAUUCAUCCCACUGAGAAGACAUACAAGAUAAUUGCAGAACUUGUGUGGAAUGGAACCCCAAAUAUCACAGGGCCUUACAAUCUGAAGAAACUAUUUGAACAUUUAUAGCUGAUCAAUUAAUGUUUAUUGUUUGUAUAACAAAUAAGAUAAAAAGACCUUUGAGGUCAAGCUAUGCUUUGAAUAAUAUACCAGCCUUGUGCCGGUUAAAGAUAACAGAAGUGUGGGAAAUGUAGAUGACAGUAAGUUAUACAUAAUAUUGUUGGUUUCCCGGUCAAGUCAGUAACUUGUUCAAUAGAGUAUUACACCGGUCAGUUUUUUCUAGCCAUUUUAUAUCAGAUGCUCUACU
Pistacia vera is the source of this 1207-nucleotide messenger RNA. Its product is annotated as GDSL esterase/lipase 1-like. The transcript is spliced from 6 exons. Lineage: Eukaryota; Viridiplantae; Streptophyta; Magnoliopsida; Sapindales; Anacardiaceae. The coding region runs from base 1 to 969 and encodes 322 amino acids. Gene Ontology annotation, molecular function: hydrolase activity, acting on ester bonds. The record is from RefSeq and is a predicted model, not a curated record.